AGAGAACGCCCAACGUGUCAGUCGGCGUCCAAGAUCUCCAGUAACUCCUUGCGGUGACUGGUUUGAUCAGACUAUUUCAACCCACCUCUGCUUACAUUUAAAUCCCCCGGCAAUGGACAACAUUAAAGACGGGUGGUUCACCGAAACAUGCACAUUAUGGCCUGGCCAAGCGAUGAGUCUUCAAGUGGAAGAAUUGUUAUAUAAUAAAAAAUCCAAGUUCCAGGACGUGAUGGUUUUUAAAAGUAAGACAUAUGGAAAUGUGCUGGUUUUGGAUGGGGUCAUCCAGUGCACUGAACGAGAUGAAUUUUCCUAUCAAGAAAUGAUCGCCAAUCUACCUCUGUGCUGCCACCCUUGCCCAAAGAAGGUUCUCAUCAUUGGUGGAGGAGACGGUGGUGUCCUGAGGGAGGUUGUCAAGCAUCCGCUGGUGGAGUCUGUUGUUCAGUGCGAGAUUGAUGAGGAUGUAAUAAACGUCUCCAAGAAGUACCUCCCUGGAAUGGCAAAAGGCUUCUUCAGCCCCAAACUUACUCUGCAUGUAGGCGAUGGCUUUGAAUUUAUGAAAAAGAAUCAGGAUGCCUUUGACAUCAUCAUCACAGACUCGUCAGACCCUGUCGGUCCGGCUGAAAGCUUGUUCAAAGAGUCUUACUAUCAGCUCAUGAAAACAGCACUUUGUGAGGGAGGAAUUCUCUGUUGUCAAGGAGAGUGUCAGUGGUUGCAUUUGGAGCUAAUCAAGGAAAUGCGGACCUUCUGUAAGACCCUCUUUCCUGUAGUGGACUAUGCAUACUGCACCAUUCCAACAUAUCCAAGUGGACAAAUCGGCUUCAUGCUUUGCAGUAAAAAUCCGAAAACAAAUUUCCGUGAGCCAUUGCGAGAACUAACAAGAGAUGAGAUUGAGAGCGUGAGCCUGAAAUACUACAAUCCUGAAAUCCACCGUGCUGCUUUCAUCCUCCCGGAAUUUGCCAGAAAGGUACUAAGUGAAGCGUAAAUGGCUUCAUGGGUGCCAUCCUGUCAACAAGCUGCCUUCUGUGAAAGCAGAACAAAACCCUCACUACAGCCGCAGUAGCUCCCACAGCGCAUCCCUCUCUGGCUUCAUUCUGAUUGGUCAAUGGACGGUUACAAGUGCAAAUGCCUUCUGUGGGGACAUUCUCCGUUUCUCUGUCCAGUUCCAUCACUGCUUCUGUCAAGUCUUUUGAGUAGUUUGGUUUUGGUUUACUUUUACAAUUCCACUUCCCACAUCCAGCUUUAGAGCUAUACAAACAGACAAUCAUGCAUGUUCUGCCAUCGAUUCUUACUUUCUCUAAACGAAAAAAGAGGGCAAUGUUCCACCAGAGCUGUCUUGUUUGGCAUUACUCACUCAAAUAAGCACACAGGUAUUUUAAAUAAACUGCAUAUACCCAAAGACUAACAGGUCAGUGACAAUUAUACAUUUUCUUAACAUGCAGCUGUCAAACAAAAGGAAAUCCUAUUUAGUAUUUUAAUAAUUUCUAAAACUAUAAUCAAAGUAUUUUUUCUUUCAUGCUUAGCCUGUGAAGGUGGCAUAUGGGGACUCUGUGGGUGACUUGUGUGUUCUGGCUCUCAUGAAUCCUGAUUACAUGAUGUGAUUUGUGUAGAGCAAAUCUGUGUUUGGUAUGCAGCCUUUUUGAGUGAUAUGCUAUGGUGUAUUGCAAACAUGCUUAUGGUCAAUGGACUCUACUAUGAUGGAAAGGUUUUGAGGUGUCUUUUAAUCUUACAUACUGGAAGUCUCAAACAAUGAGACAUCUUAAUAUUGAGCAUAAUUAUGGAGGUGUACUUCAGGAAAAAAUAAUGAACUGUAUUUGUUGGAUAGCUGAAAAUGAUCAUGUCUUUUAAGGCUAGUUGCAUAGGACAAACUAUUUUGUACUGUCAAGUUUUACUGUGUGGAAGGGUUUAUCUGUACUUUUACCGUUUCAUGAUGUAAAUUUCAUUUUGCGAAUUUCAUAAAUAGUUUUGAAAUAAUAAAAAGGUGUAUCACAA
Molecule: messenger RNA, 1989 nt
Organism: Megalobrama amblycephala (Wuchang bream)
Lineage: Eukaryota; Metazoa; Chordata; Actinopteri; Cypriniformes; Xenocyprididae
Gene: srm
Product: spermidine synthase
Exons: 8
Coding region: 113-982 (289 amino acids)
Biological process (GO): spermidine biosynthetic process
Cellular component (GO): cytosol
Molecular function (GO): spermidine synthase activity
Source: RefSeq, a predicted model, not a curated record